AUUAUUCGUAAACAAACCUGCAACAUCGGCAAAGCUGGAUGAGGAGCGGAAAGUUGGCGACGCAUCAUGUGAGAACGAAGGUUUCGGUCAAGUAACAUUCUCAGCACCGCGCGCAAUCCUCACAACUUGCUCUGCGCUCGCGGCGGCACUCUUGUGUUGUGCCGCAUGCCGUGCAACUAUAUGAUCUCGGUGUCUGAGCGGGGCUCUCGUGCUAUCUUGUUUUUAGUAUUAUAAUGGACAACGAACACAGUCUAGAGAUGUGUUUCAUUAAAUGACGGCGUGGAUGGGGCGCGAGGGUCAUGAAGGUAAUCACUUCCUUUGAGUUGGAUUUUGGGGCUUCUUACUGCAGAAGGAGCGCGCUCUGCCUAUCAAUAAUUAAUCCAUUUCUGAAGCAACGGAGAAGGGGGGGAGAGUACGCAGCUCCGGAGAUCCUCGUUUUGAAGAGCAAUCAUCGGCAAAUCAUGUCACAAUCUGACAGGACUUCGAGAGGGGCUGCUGAGGAGGACAAAGGAGGAUGAAGGAGGGCGAAGGAACGGGAGAGGCAGAGGAGGAAUAUAAUGAAGUUGAGUGGGAAAGGACUGUGCACCAUCGUCUCCGGCUGCCUGCUCUUCGUCUGUGCCAUAAGCGCCGUUGUCGUCGGAUUCAAAUGCAUCGCUCUGGGCUCCAAAGUCAGAGCGCAUUUCCACCUUGGGACCGCGGCCGGGGCUUUUUACUCGGGAAUACUAGUCGGACUUGGGCAAGUGCUACUCGGGCUGGCACUGGUUUGUUGCAAGGGGAAGCCCGGCUGUCGGAAUUUUUUUCUCUUGGGGAUUUUGGUGUUCUUGUUGGGAGUUCUUACCGCCUUCUCCGGCGCUGUUCUGGACGGCGACACGGUGUCACUGGUAGAGCGGAAAUAUUCCCACUAUUGCCUCGACUCGGUGGAUAUAAACCCCUUCUGCGAGCAACUGAAGACUUAUCAGAGGGGACUCGUCGUAUCCACCAUUCUAAACACACUGGAAUGUGUUCUUGGGCUUAUGAACUUGGUCAUCAUUAAAAGGUACAAAACGGCACAGUUUUACAGAAGGAGACACUCACGGCGACAGGGCGCGGGGCCAAUCCUUUUCAGCGAGGAGCAAGACUUUUCAGUGGCGGAAUUUCAACCGGUGUCUUACAUUAACCUGGGGGUAUUUCACGUGUUCGACGAGGCAGGAGUUGAGGUACAAUGCGGGGGCCAUCCGUCGAUCGAACUCCCGGGCUACUCGCCCACGGAUCCAGAGUUAAACCAUUCUUAUCCUUUCUCGUACCCUCUUCCGAACGAGUUGCCACCCGCAUACGAGGACAUUUUCCCUGGAGAAGCAAGUAACAAGUAGCAACUGUUUGAAAGGGAUAGAAAAGUUACAAAAAUGGGCUCUAAAUUCUGCAGUGACAAUCAGUGGUUGUCCCCUUGAACUUCAGAUGUAGUUGAGUUCAAACUGGGACAAACAUGAAGAUUUUUAUUGUUAAUUCACUACCAAUGCAGAAUUCUGUUCGGUUUAAUUUCUCUGGGGUAAGUCGGCUCAUUAGUCCUUUGACAGCAUACUGGUGAAAGCAUACUGGUGUAAGCUAAUGCUGUCAACGAACUAGUUGCUUGACUUAAAGAAGGGUAGCGGUAAUAACAUAAGGCAAUUUACAAAUAACCGAAAGUGUAAGAUUCUAAAAUAGUUUUAAAAUAUAAGCGACACGAUUGUUAAUUUCAACUCUAAUUGUAUUCUCAUCUUAUGCCCAUGUUCGUUGAUGUCAUUUUAUUGUUUUCUUCCACGUUGCCUACG
Molecule: messenger RNA, 1787 nt
Organism: Alosa sapidissima (American shad)
Lineage: Eukaryota; Metazoa; Chordata; Actinopteri; Clupeiformes; Clupeidae
Product: transmembrane protein 271-like
Exons: 1
Coding region: 558-1349 (263 amino acids)
Source: RefSeq, a predicted model, not a curated record